UGGCUCUAAUGGAACGUAUCGAUGUGCUUAAGAAGGAGAAUGAAAAAUUGCACAGACGCCUUAUAGAAAGCAAUAAUCGAGCGGGCGGCAAUGAAGGCGAGGUCAGCCUACUCCGCAAUGAACUCCGACAAGCACGUAAACUGCUUCAAGCUAGCAAGAUCGAAAAGUUUGCAAUAGCUGAAGAAGGGGAAAAGGACUGCAAUAAGAAAGUAGCUGAAAUCUUAAAAUUCGAAACGCAAACAGCAAUGAAAGGAGUAUAUUUAAAAAUAACGAUGUAAUCGUCACCGAUGCUGACGAAUGUCGUAAUUU
This is a messenger RNA of Drosophila grimshawi, 309 nucleotides long. RefSeq names its product ATR-interacting protein mus304-like. The record is from RefSeq and is a predicted model, not a curated record. The transcript has 3 exons. The coding region runs from base 9 to 278 and encodes 89 amino acids. Lineage: Eukaryota; Metazoa; Arthropoda; Insecta; Diptera; Drosophilidae.